CCAUACUGUCCAUAAUAAGAGUCAUGCCUUGAACAAAAGAAUUUCUGCCCGCCUCAAUGGGAAGUGACUGCGCUACAACUGGGAUUUUUAAAAAAAAUUGAACGGAGAUCAACUAACCUCUAGCAAUGGCCAUGCAACCGUCUGCGAUCCUGGACACAAGCUUGUCAAAACGCAACAAUGUUGCCGCAUUACUGGCUAGAGAGAUCGUUUUUCGGGAAGCACGACAGCCCGAUCACAAAAUGGAAGCUCUAAGAAAAAAGUACACUCCAAUCAAUGAGACGCAGCUGAAAGCAGGUUCCUUACCGAGCAACGGUGCAGAGGACGAAGAAUCGUUCGACCACAUUGCUCUAGUGGAUGAAAAUGGGUUUGAAAGAGCAGCGAAGCAGCUCUUUGAUCCAAGUCGACUUCAAUUAACCUGGAAAAAUAUCCAACCAGUUGGCUUAGGCAUUCAGAACCUCGGCAACACAUGCUUUCUUUCCUCCACCCUCCAAGCCUUAACAUAUGUACCCGCAUUUGCUCAAUACCUUUUAUCUGAACAGCAUGGAAGAUCAUGCAAAUUUCAUGACUUUUGUGUCUUAUGUGCACUUGAGCAGCACGUCAAACAAGCAUUGGAAAGAGUACCUGAUAACACUGUUGAUAAUUCCAUAUCACCCACCAAACUUGUUGGUAAAAUUAGAGCUAUUGCAAGUACUUUGAAGCCAGGAAGGCAGGAGGAUGCGCAUGAAUUCUUGAGACAUUUGCUGCAGGCGGCCCAAAAAUGUUGUUUGGAUGCUCAUGGCAUGAUAGAUCAACGAAGCCAAGAAACAACAUUUCUGUAUCAAGUUUUUGGAGGGUAUCUACAAAGCCAAAUUGAGUGCUUCCGAUGCAAGAAUAUUACCAAGUCUUUUGAAGCUUUCUUGGAUUUGAGUGUAGACAUUCACAGCGGCAAAUCCUUGUCACGAGCCCUUGAUGAGUUUACAAACUUUCAUCAAAUGAGCGACGACAACAAAUACCAUUGUGAAAACUGUGAUGACAAAGUUACUGCCAGAAAGAAACUGACAAUCUAUAAGGCACCAAAGACUUUGACCAUUCAUCUCAAGAGGUUCUCAUUCCAAGACGGCCACAUUAGCAAGGUCGAUAAGAUGAUCACAUAUAAAGAGCAACUCGAUAUCCGGCCACAUAUGACGGAAGGACAAGAAAAAAAUGUUCCUGGUAUUCAUAAGUUAUUGGCAGUCAUUGUACAUUCUGGAGCUACGACGCAUUCUGGCCACUAUGUUGCAUAUAUAAAGAGCUCAAAUGGACUGUGGUACUGCAUGAAUGAUACUUCUGUUCAGCAAGUUAGCACUCAAACCGUUCUAAAUCAAAAGGCAUAUAUACUGUUUUAUGGCCUGGAAAAAUCUGAACUGAAAAAUGGUACCAGCAAAGACACCACUGACAAGAAGGAACCCAAGAAAAAGACAAAGGUGAAGGAGACAAUGGCAGUCCGAGAAAACAAUCAGACUCCCGAUCUGGAAAGUAGCGAGGUGUCGGAUAUGCUUGGAGUCAAAAUUAGCAGAAAGGAUUUUGCAAAAACGGCUUCAGCCGUACCGCAAAAACCGGUGAGCGAAACAAAGGCAUCUCCAAAGAUGAUGACGAACAAGGAACGCAAGCUACUUCGUAAACAGAAGAUUGAAGAGGCAAGACUUGCUCGUCAACAAGAAAACGCGCAAGCCAGCACAGAAGAAUUUAAACUUGACCAAGGUGACCUGUCCGGACCUAGUGCUGAAAUUGAAAAGGCUGUGCACGAAUUGAAUCAAGUAACUAAGCAAGCCCCAGAGGUGGAUGAAGAUAAGCUGGAGGAACAAAAUAAGCUCAAGGCUGCGAUAUCAGCUGCUGCUGCACUACCGACGGUCGCCUCAUCAUCCGCAGUAGUUGUGAAUUACAACGACAAAAUGGAUGACAAGCGUGCUAAAUUAGAUGCUGUCAUUCAACUUGAAGCUGCCAUGGGACAGAGCGAAACCGUUAAAAAAGACAUCUUUGGUGUUGGUACAAGAAAAGGUCAAUUUGGAACGGAUGCAAUCACUCGCUGGGAUGGUGACGAUAUGGACAUUGGAACACCAGUCAACGAGGCGGAUCGAGAAGCAGCUCUUCGACGUGGUCAAGGAAGAAAGAAGCGCGUUGAUGCUUACGAUGUGGACUAUGAUCGUGGUAAAGUCAAAAAAAUCAAGACAAAGAACACCCAGCGAUUUGAAG
This is a messenger RNA of Umbelopsis ramanniana AG, 2211 nucleotides long. RefSeq lists its product as uncharacterized. The record is from RefSeq and is a predicted model, not a curated record. The annotation marks the transcript as partial. The transcript has 6 exons. NCBI's taxonomy places the organism in Eukaryota, Fungi, Mucoromycota, Umbelopsidomycetes, Umbelopsidales, Umbelopsidaceae. Gene Ontology annotation, cellular component: cytosol; nucleus. Gene Ontology annotation, biological process: protein deubiquitination. Gene Ontology annotation, molecular function: cysteine-type endopeptidase activity; cysteine-type deubiquitinase activity.